GAGAACCACAAACACCAUCACUGCUCAAAAUAAAAACAGUCUGGUAAAGUGUUUCAAACAUUUCCAGAUCUUGUCCUUGUCCUUUUUUUUUGGUAGGUUACUGGUGCCUGCCUGGUCAGACAGAUGACCUAGCUCUGCCGUGUCUGGUCGGUCAUUACUGUCCCCCAGGAAGCCCUGUCCCAAUUCUUUGUCCCAGUGGGACAUAUCAGGACAAGCAGAAACAGGCAAACUGUACAAUCUGUGAAGCAGGCAAGCUGUAGUUAUCUAAAGCAAACUGUGUGACACACUCCCACAUUUCUAUUUCUGAAACACAUACUGAAGCUUGUGCCCUUUUCUGUUUCUUCUACACCAGGAUUUUAUUGCGAUGAGAAUUUUGGGGCUGCAAAUAUGUCCGCCAUGCAGCCUUGUCCAAAGGGACAUUACUGUCCUGAAGGAACUGGUUAUGCUGAACAGUUUCCAUGCCCUGUUGGCACGUAUAACCCCCGUGAGCUUAUGGACAGCCAAAGGAACUGUCUGUUGUGUCCGCCAGGACAUUACUGUCCACAUGUUGGACUUGAAGAACCUACAGGAUUGUGUUUGGCUGGUUUCUGGUGCAAACAGGGCUCCCAUUCUUCCAGUCCUAUGGGUGGUCCUACAGGCGAUGUAUGCCCAGUUGGUCACUAUUGUCCUAAAGGCACUGCCAGUCCUGUGCCCUGUCCGGUGGGAACAUGGUCUAACAGUACAGGUCUAAGGAUUGCUGAGGAUUGCCAAUCUUGCCCUGGAGGCUUUUACUGUGCCUCUACUGGUCUGAAUGGACCAAGUGGACUCUGCUCUGAG
Messenger RNA from Danio rerio (zebrafish), 816 nucleotides. NCBI's taxonomy places the organism in Eukaryota, Metazoa, Chordata, Actinopteri, Cypriniformes, Danionidae. The record is from RefSeq and is a predicted model, not a curated record.